AUGUCUAAAACAUAUUAUGAUGUCAGCUCCCAAUACAUGAUGAGUCAGAUUGCAGGAAUUUCUAGACUUAUAUUAACUCAAAUCAAUCAAGAACGUGAAAGUCUUAUGAAACGAAUUGCUCAAGAUACAUUAUCGACAUCAGCGAAAGUUUCUCGUAUGGUAUUGGAACGACGACAACAAUAUGAGCAGCGCAAUCAAGAAAGACAAGAAGUAUACGAAAGAUUUAUUCAACAAGCAACAUUAGAAGAAUUACAAUCAUCUAUUGGAAAAUAA
Messenger RNA from Rotaria sordida, 273 nucleotides. The record is from the annotation of a GenBank genome assembly. NCBI's taxonomy places the organism in Eukaryota, Metazoa, Rotifera, Eurotatoria, Philodinida, Philodinidae.